Molecule: messenger RNA, 2391 nt
Organism: Haliaeetus leucocephalus (bald eagle)
Lineage: Eukaryota; Metazoa; Chordata; Aves; Accipitriformes; Accipitridae
Gene: ABCB9
Product: ATP-binding cassette, sub-family B (MDR/TAP), member 9
Exons: 11
Coding region: 1-2391 (796 amino acids)
Biological process (GO): transmembrane transport; peptide transport
Cellular component (GO): lysosomal membrane
Molecular function (GO): ATP hydrolysis activity; ATP binding; ABC-type oligopeptide transporter activity
Source: RefSeq, a predicted model, not a curated record
AUGCGUGCCUGGAAGGCGGUGGCCAGCACGCUGGCAUUCAGCGGGGCCGAUGUGGUGGUGACCACGCUGCUCUACGCCCACGGCCGGGGUGGCCGGGAUGUCCUGCAGGACCUGAAGCACUUCAACAUCUUCAACUCACUGCUGGACAUCUGGGGGGGCUGCCUGUACCGCAGCUGUGUGCUGCUGGGGGCCGCCAUCAGGGUGGCCACCAACACGGCCUAUGGCCCCCGGCGCCUCAGGGCAUCGCGGACCUUCAUCGCCGUCGUCUGCCUCCUCAUGGGCAUCUACAUGAUGGUGAAGCUGCUGCUCUACUCGGAGGUGCGGAGGACCAUCAGGGACCCCUGGUUCUGGGGGCUCUUUGCCUGGACCUACGUGGCACUGGUGGCCACCUUCGGGCUGUGGCAGCUGCUGGCCUGUGUCACCUCCUCCCGUGAGGCGCUGGGGCCCAGCUCUGAGUCCCGUGCCGAGGUGGAGGAGAGCUGCGACGGGGGCACCCCACGGGACAAGCGGGAGGAGGCAGCAGGUCCCACCAUCCAUAAACUGCUGUCCUACACCAAGCCGGAUGCCUUCUUCCUGGGCAUCGCCUCCUUCUUCCUCCUCGUGGCUGCGCUGGGAGAGACCUUCCUGCCCUACUACACGGGGCUGGCCAUCGACGGCAUCGUGGUACAGAAGAGCAUGGACCGCUUCUCCACAGCAGUGCUGGUCAUGUCACUGCUCGCCAUAGGAAGCUCAUUUGCCGCAGGUAUCCGGGGCGGCGUUUUUACGCUCAUAUUUGCAAGACUGAACAUUCGCCUUCGCAACUGCCUCUUCAGGUCGCUGGUGUCUCAGGAGAUGAGUUUCUUUGAUGAGAAUCGCACAGGGGAUGUCAUCUCCCGCCUGACGUCGGACACAACCAUCGUGAGCGACCUGGUCUCCCAGAACAUCAAUAUCUUCCUGCGCAACGUGGUGAAGGCCACGGGGGUGAUCUUCUUCAUGUUCAGCCUCUCCUGGAAGCUCUCGCUCGUCACCUUCAUGGGCUUCCCCAUCAUCAUGCUGGUGUCUGAUGUCUAUGGGAAGUACUACAAGAAGCUUUCCAAGGAUGUGCAGAAUGCCCUGGCCAAGGCCAACAACACUGCCGAGGAGACCAUCUCCGCCAUGAAGACUGUCCGCAGUUUUGCCAACGAGGAGGUAGAGGCAAACGUAUACUGGCAGAAGCUGCAGCAGGUGUACAAACUCAACAAGCGGGAGGCCAUGGCUUACACCUACUACAUCUGGUCAAGCGGGCUGACCCUCCUGGUGGUCCAGGUCAGCAUCCUUUACUAUGGUGGGCACCUUGUGAUCUCAGGGCAAAUGACAAGUGGAAACCUGAUAUCCUUCAUCAUUUACGAGUUCGUCUUAGGAGACUGCAUGGAGUCCAUCGGCUCUGUCUACAGCGGCCUGAUGCAGGGAGUGGGAGCUGCCGAGAAGGUGUUUGAGUUCAUCGACCGCAAGCCAACGAUGGUGAAUGAUGGGUCCCUGGCCCCAGACCAUGUGGAUGGGAAGGUGGAGUUCAGAAAUGUGACGUUUUCCUACCGCACUCGCUCUGCAACACAGGUCCUCCAGAAUGUGUCCUUCACCCUGCACCCCGGCAAAGUGACGGCGCUGGUGGGUCCUUCGGGGAGCGGGAAGAGCUCCUGUGUCAACAUCCUGGAGAAUUUCUACCCUCUGGAAGACGGGCAGGUGCUGCUGGACGGGCGUCCCAUUAAUAUGUACGAUCACAAGUACCUGCACUCAGUGAUCUCCCUGGUGAGCCAAGAGCCGGUGCUGUUCGCCCGCUCUAUUGCAGAUAAUAUUUCUUACGGCUUACCCUCAGCCUCCUUUGAGUCGGUUGUUCAGGCUGCCCAGAAGGCCAACGCGCACGCCUUUAUCACGGAGUUACAAGAUGGCUACCACACAGAGGCAGGUGAAAAAGGAGCCCAGCUGUCAGGUGGCCAGAAGCAGAGAGUGGCAAUUGCCAGGGCCUUGAUCCGAACCCCUCCCAUCCUAAUCCUGGAUGAAGCCACGAGCGCGCUGGAUGCAGAGAGCGAACAUGCGAUUCAGCAGGCGAUUUAUGGCGACUUGCGGAACCACACGGUGCUUGUCAUAGCUCACAGGCUGAGCACUGUCGAGAAGGCACACAACAUCAUUGUGCUGGACAAGGGCCGCGUGGUGCAGCAGGGCUCGCACAAGGAGCUGAUGGAAGAAGGAGGCCUUUAUUCCAAGCUGGUGCAGAGACAGAUCCUGGGGCCGGAGGGGAGCGGCGCGGACAGUCACCAACCUGCAGCCCGAGGGGAUGCAGUGAAGGCGCCUGGCGGGUUGGAGGAAGAGUUCAGGAUAGACCAUUCCCUGCCGGCCGUGGCACAGGACGAUUACAACAACACGGCUCACAAGUGA